Molecule: messenger RNA, 1044 nt
Organism: Salpingoeca rosetta
Lineage: Eukaryota; Choanoflagellata; Craspedida; Salpingoecidae
Exons: 2
Coding region: 121-1044 (307 amino acids)
Biological process (GO): CAAX-box protein processing
Cellular component (GO): endoplasmic reticulum membrane
Molecular function (GO): metalloendopeptidase activity
Source: RefSeq, a predicted model, not a curated record
GUGUGGUUUGCUUGCUUGGUUUCUUUCGUUGUUUGCCAGUUCUUGCUGCGCACACCGCUCACGCACUCGCUGCUCACCGCUCACUGCACUCACGGAACGCACCACAGCCACUCGCUCACGAUGCUGCUGCCUGUGGAUGUGACGGCCGGCGGGGUGGUGUCAGCGCUGGGCUUGAGCUGCGGCCUGGCUGCCCUGUAUCUUGUAUCCUUGUACGCGCUGCCUCAGCCCAGCAACCGCAACCACCCGCGCGCGGUCAUCGCCAGAUGCAUCGGCGCAUCCGCCGCCACGAUCGCCAGCCCGCUUGCGCUCCCAGCCGCUACUGGUGUCCUCGACGCCAUCUGGCUCACAAACGCACCCGCCACGCCAGCAGCCUCCUCGCUCAUGGCUGGCAGCCCAUGGCUCGCGCACCACACACAGGCGACGCUGCGCGGGCUGGUGCUCUUUGCGCUCCUGUUCGCCGGGCCGCUCCUGCAGGCGGCGCUGGACAGCCUCGAGUACCGACGGCAGGAGGCACGGCGCGCAGCAGUGCGGCAGGCACUCCGCAACAGCCAUGCUCACCACCGCCACCCCGGCACCACUGACGGCACUUACGAUGACGACAGCGACGCCCAGCACUACGACGAAGAGUCGUCGUCUCUGCACUUCCUUCGCAACGUCGUUGUGGCGCCCAUCACAGAGGAGAUUGUCUUCCGCGGCUGCAUCACCGCGCUCAUGCUGCCGCACAUGUCUGUGGCCGCGUGCAACCUGCUGUGCCCGCUCAUCUUCGGUAUCGCACACUUUCACCACGUCCUGCGUGGCGUCCCCGUGUCUGUCGUCAGCGUGCAGCUUGUCUACACCUCCGUCUUUGGCUCGCUCUCCUCCCUCCUCAUGCUGCGCACGCACUCCCUGGCCGCCGCUGUCGCCGCCCACAUGUUCUGCAACCACAUGGGCCUGCCAGACUUUGAGGGCGCCCUCAACCACCGGCACAGGACGCUGGUCCUGGGCGCAUACGUGUUUGGGCUCGUUGGCUUUGUUGCAGCUUUGUGCUUCCACUCCAUCGUGUAG